Messenger RNA from Monoraphidium neglectum, 921 nucleotides. RefSeq lists its product as hypothetical. The transcript is spliced from 3 exons. Bases 1 to 921 code for a protein of 306 amino acids. The record is from RefSeq and is a predicted model, not a curated record. NCBI's taxonomy places the organism in Eukaryota, Viridiplantae, Chlorophyta, Chlorophyceae, Sphaeropleales, Selenastraceae.
AUGGCCAUGCUCCAAAGUGACUUUGAUGUUGCCAGACAGGACGCCGCUCGGACAGAGCAGCAGCUGCGGUCUGAGGCGAAACGGACGGAGGCCCGUCUGAGGGAGGACGCACAGAGCUUGGAGCGCCGCCUGCAGGAACGCGUUGAUGAGCUGCACGCAGAGCUGGCACAGUCCAAGCAGACCGCAGGUGACCUGCAAUCCGUGAUUGUGGACGUGGAGAAGCAAAACGCCGCGCUCGAGACCGAGGCACACCGCCUGACUGCUGCGGCAGAGUUUGCGGAGGGCGAGGCGGCUGGGCUCCAGCUGGCGAGUCAGCAGCAAGCCGAGGCCCUCAGCGCGGCCCGGGAGCAGCUUGCCGCGCUGGCCUCUGAAGCAGAACUCACGGGCAUGUCACUGCAGGAGGCGCGGCAGCAGCUGGCCCGAGCGCAGGGCGAGGCAGACACGGGGCGGGGGCAGCUGCGGCAGCUGGUAGCAGAGCAGGCCUCGGCACGCCGGGAGCGACAACGGCUGGAGAGCGAGAUGGCUCGGCUGCAAAAAGAGGGGGUGGCGACGGCAGAUGCGCUUUCCAAGGCCUUGGCCGACGCGGAGCGCCUGCGCGAGUUGACCGACAUCUUUAAGCGUUGUGAGGCGGACAGGAUGCGGGAGUCGGAGCAGCGGCUGGCGGCGCAGCAACACCAGCAUAACCAGCAAAUGGGCGUCCUGCAGCAGCAAAUUGUGGGGCUGGAAGGCCAGCUGGCAGUUGCGGCGCAGCGCUGCAGCGACCAGGACGUUGAGCUGGCAACUGUACACAAGCAGGCAGGACUGCUGGCAGUGCGACUCAGGGACGCCAACCGCACAACAGCCACAGCCGAGAAGGCGCGGACUGCGGCACAGGCAGCGGCUCGGGACUAUGCAGCGCACGCACAGGUGGCGACCGAGUGA